Meloidogyne enterolobii is the source of this 1760-nucleotide messenger RNA. NCBI's taxonomy places the organism in Eukaryota, Metazoa, Nematoda, Chromadorea, Rhabditida, Meloidogynidae. The record is from the annotation of a GenBank genome assembly.
AUGACAUUUCAUCCCAAAACUAAAAAUCUUCUAGCCUUCGGAUCUUUACUUUUUUCAGUAGCUAAACUCACACCUAUUCAAUUAAUGAUUAGCAACAGUGGUAUUGAUCCUGAAGCCGACGACAAUUCAUCCCCUACUAAUUUCUCUAGUGGUCGACGAGAAGCUAAUGAAGGAAGGAAUUUAUUGGCUUUUUGUGCUGCAAAAGAUAUUCUUGAAAAAUCUGAAGAAUCGCCAAUUGACAGUGGAUGCGUUACAGACACAAAAUACAUCAAAUGUUCAACCAUAUCUACUGGUGCCAUCCUUCUCGCUGACAUUUUACCUUCCCUUACGAUAAAAUUGAUAGCUCCCUUCACGUUACAAACAAUUCCUUUUUCAUUGAGACACUUGCUGGUUGUUAAUUUUCAAAUUUUGAGUUAUCUACUUGUUGCGUAUUCGAAUACCAUUUUUGUGGGAAUUUUAGGCGUGGUUUUCGCAAGUCUGGGUGCUGGUCUUGGAGAGAUUACUUAUCUUUCACUUUCUUCACAUUUUCAUAACGAUGUAAUUUCCUUUUGGUCUUCCGGAACCGGCGGAGCAGGAAUUUUUGGUUCUCUAGCAUUUGCCGCUCUUACAGACCAUCGAAUGCUUGGAUUAAAUGCAAAACAAGCUUUAUUAGCCAUGCUGGUUGUUCCAACAAUUUUGGCGCUUACCUAUGGUUUUUUGCUUCAAAGUCCACCUUCAACCCACAGAGUUUGGCUACGAUGGCCUUCUUUUAAUGGAAUGAAUAUAAGCAUUUUUGGAAGGAGAAGGACGGGAUUUUCUUCGACCACAACAGAAUCCUUUACUUCAUCUGCCGAAGAUGAUUUACAAAGACUUUUACAUGGAGAUCAUUUAGACACACGUCAAACUUUACGUAAAAGUGUUUGGAGAAAGAUUCGAAUGGCCAAACCUUUAUUACGCUUUAUGGUUCCCCUUGCAAUUGUUUAUUUCUCAGAAUAUUUUAUUAAUCAAGGCUUACUUGAAUUACUCGUUUUUAAUUGUGCAACUUCUUUUAACCUUAGCCCUAUGCAACAAUAUAGGUGGUAUCAAGUACUUUAUCAGCUAGGCGUAUUUAUUAGCCGUUCAUCAAUCAAAUUCUUCCCAAUAAGAGCAUCACUACUCCCAUCACUCGCCCUUCUUCAAAUUUUAAAUGCCUUGCUACUUUUCUUUGAAUCCCUUAAUGGAUUGGCCCAUUUACCACAUAUUAUUUUACUUAUGUUUAUUAUUUUCUACGAAGGAUUGCUAGGCGGUGCUGCUUAUGUUAAUACGUUUAGUGCUAUACACAGAACGGUCUCAAAAGCAAACCGCGAAUUUUGCAUAAGUUUUGCCACUAUAGCUGACUCUUUGGGUAUUGUUUUUGCUGGUUUUUCUUCAAUUUAUGCGCAUAAUUUUAUUUGUGAUCAUCGCUGGUAAACUAAGAUUUUUUUGAUUGACACCCAAUUCUUGACCAAAUUUCUAGUGAUGUACAUCAAAAACGGAUAUUUUUUUAAAUUUUAUACAUGGGUAUUUUAAUUACCUUAUUUAUAUUUUUUAUUUUUAAAUAUUUAAAUAAAUUCUUUAAUUAGCAUGGCUUGGCAACACAUUCCGGGGAUGGGCUGAGUUAUUCGAAACCCCAGUCAUUCGAUCCGAAACCUUGACCCAAUUUGUUAAUGACCCGGUUCCUAUUCCUGACCCCUUCCCUGACCCGGCACUGGACGAUUCCCAUUUUUAUUGGUUUCAUUUACAUAACCGGUUCAGAGAACCAG